CUCCGGGGGCUGAGGGGCGUUUCGCUGGGUUUCCUGGGCUAGGAGGGCUCGCCCCUAGAUGCACGGAGUGGCCGAGGCCCAGAGAAGGCAACCGCCUCGAUCGGGCUGCACAGCGCAGUAAGCCCUCCUGGCUUUACAGGGCUGAGAGGGGCGAGGGAAGCCAGGCCGGGGGGCUGGGUCCGGGAGGGAGUGUGGCGCCCACCGCACUGGCCUCUUUCUCCAGCCCGGAGGCGGAGGUCGGGUUUGGGUAUCUUCCAGAACGAACCGAAUUCACGACCAGGGAAGAGGAACUGGCUUCCCAGGCAGUCUCCCCCGCCCCAAACUUUUCCUCCCGAGCUGGGUGGGAGGGCGGAAGGAGGAAGCGGGGCCGGGAAGGUGGGGCCAGCCGUCCCCUCCCGGCCUGGAGCCGCGCUCUGGGCGCCGAUCCGGACGCGGCUCGGGCCUUGGGUCUGAGAUUGCCGGCUGACUAUGGGUACAACGGCCAGCACAGCCCAGCAGACGGUCUCAGCCAGUGCCCCCUUCGAGGGCCUCCAGGGCAGCAGCACGAUGGACGGGCGGCACUCGCUCAGCGCCCACUCCUUCCAGACCACGAGCUUGCACAACAGCAAGGCCAAGUCCAUCAUCCCCAACAAGGUGGCCCCCGUCGUAAUCACGUACAACUGCAAGGAGGAGUUCCAGAUCCAUGAUGAGUUGCUCAAGGCCCAUUACACGCUGGGCCGGCUCUCGGAUGCUACCCCUGAGCACUACCUGGUGCAGGGACGCUACUUCCUGGUGCGGGAUGUUGCUGAGAAGAUGGACCUGCUGGGCACCCUGCGGAGCUGUGGGGCCCCCAACUUCCGGCAAGUGCGGGGCGGGCUCCCCGUGUUUGGCAUGGGACAGCCCAGCCUCUCGGGGUUCAGGCAGGUCCUCCAGAAACUCCAGAAGGACGGACACAAGGACUGCAUCGUCUUCUGUGUGCGGGAGGAGCCGGUGCUGUUCCUGCGAGCGGAGGAGGACUUUGUGCCCUACACACCUCGCGACAAGCGGAACCUCCACGAGAACCUCCAGGGCCUGGGGCCCGGCGUCCAGGCGGAGAGCUUGGAGCUGGCCAUCCGGAAAGAGAUUCACGACUUUGCCCAGCUGAGCGAGAACACGUACCACGUGUACCACAACGUCGAGGACCUGCGGGGGGAGCCCCACGCUGUGGCCAUCCGGGGUGAGGAUGAUGUGCACGUGACCGAGGGGGUGUACAAGCGGCCCUUAUUCCUGCAGCCCACCUACAGGUACCACCGCCUGCCCCUGCCAGAGCAAGGGGCUCCCCUGGAAACCCAGUUUGAUGCCUUUGUCAGUAUCAUCCGGGAGACCCCCAGCCUGCUGCUGCUCCGAGAUGCCCACGGGCCUCCCCCUGCCCUCCUCUUCAGCUGCCAGACAGGUGUGGGCAGGACCAACCUGGGCAUGGUCCUGGGGACCCUCGUGCUGUUUCACCAGAGUGGGACUGCCUCCGGGCCUGAGGCUGUCCCUGCGAAGACCAAGCCUCUGCCCAUGGAGCAGCUGCAGGUGAUCCAGAGCUUCCUCCACGCCGUGCCCCAGGGCAGGAAGAUGGUGGAGGAGGUGGACAGAGCCAUCACUGCCUGUGCUGAGCUGCACGACCUGAAGGAAGUAGUGUUAAAACACCAGAGGAAGCUGGACCGUGUCCGGCCCGAGAGCCCGGCCCAGGGAAGCAGCAGCCAGCAGGGUGUCCGGCAGAGGGCCCUGCAGAGCCUGGAGCGAUACUUCUACCUGAUCCUGUUUAACUACUAUCUGCAUGAGCAGUACCUGCUGGCUUUUGCCCUCAGUUUCAGCCGCUGGCUGUGUGCCCACCCUGAGCUGUACCGCCUGCCUGUGACACUGAGCUCAGCGGGGCCCAUGGCCCCUGGGGACCUCAUCGUCAAGGGCUCCCUGAGGGCGGACGAUCUCGUCUCCCCAGACGCACUCAGCACCAUCAAAGAGAUGGACGUGGCCAACUUCCGGCGGGUGUCCCGAAUGCCCAUCUACGGCACAGCCCAGCCCAGCGCCAAGGCCCUGGGGAGUAUCCUGGCCUACCUGACCGAUGCCAAGAGGAAGCUGCGGCAGGUCGUUUGGGUCAACCUGAGGGAGGAGGCUGUGCUGGAGUGUGACGGGCACACCCACAGCCUGCGGUGGCCUGGGCCCCCCAUGGCCACUGAGCAAUUGGAGAGCCUGGAGACCCAGCUGAAGGCCCACCUGAGCGUGCCUCCCGCAGGCGCGGAGGGCCCGCGGGCCCACAGGUUCCAGACGUGCCUCACCACGCAGGAGGUCUUCAGCCAGCACCGCGGGGCCUGCCCCGGCCUCACCUACCACCGCAUCCCCGUGCCAGACUUCUGUGCCCCCCGCGAGGAGGAUUUUGACCGGCUGUUUGAGGUCCUGCGGGGCGCCCUCACCAAGGACUCGGGCUCCGGCUUCGUGUUCAGCUGCCUCAGCGGCCAGGGCCGGACCACGACGGCCAUGGUGGUGGCUGUGCUCGCCUUCUGGCACGUCCGAGGCUUCCCCGAGGUGGUGGAGGAGGAACUCGUGAGUGUGCCUGAUGCCAAAUUCACCAAGGGGGAGUUUGAGGUGGUGAUGAAGGUGGUGCAGCUGCUGCCGGACGGGCACCGUGUGAAGAAGGAGGUGGACGCAGCGCUGGACACAGUCAGCGAGACCAUGACGCCCAUGCACUACCACCUGCGGGAAAUCAUCAUCUGCACCUACCGCCAGGUGAAGGCAGCCAAAUCGGAGCAGGAGGCCCGGAGGCUGCAGCUGCGGAGCCUGCAGUACCUGGAGCGCUACGUCUACCUGGUGCUCUUCAACGCUUACCUCCACCUGGAGAAGGCGGACUCCUGGCCGAGGCCGUUCAGCACCUGGAUGCGGGAGGUGGCGUCGAAGGCUGGGGUCUACGAGAUCCUCAAUCAGCUGGGCUUCCCCGAGCUCCAGGGCACGGAGGACCAGCCCUUCUCCAGGCUGCGCUGCCGGUGGCAGGAGCAGAGCCACAGCCUGGAGCCCUUCGCCGCCGGCGACUUCCUGUAGGACGGUUCCCCUGCCCCGUCCCCCCGCAGGGCCCCACGAAGGCUGGAGGGGCCCUCACUGAAGUGGCCCUGAGCUGACAGUUCCCCAGCUUCCCAGAGAGCCUGGGGCUGGGUUGGGACCCCUUUUUUGAAAGGGCUUUUUAUAGGACAGUGAGCACGCAGUCAGACCUGUGAAUGACAGCGUGAGAGCUGCCCUCAGGAGGGCCCAGUGCGGGCCUUGCAGCCCUCCAAGCAGCUCACUCCCCAGUUGCCAAACAAAGCUACUGGCCACGGCCACUGCCAUCCUCUCCCCUCCCCUCCCAGCAGGUCUGGCGGCCCCUGUGCAGAGCAGCCGGCCAGUGCGGGUUUCCUCUCUUUCCUUCCCUGCUCUCCCUCUUGGCUUCUCCCCUUUAGCCUCCUGGCACUGCCCUCGGGGCCCCUGGCUCCCUGGGAGGUGGACAGCACUCUGGGUGGCUUUGUGACUUUAAAGUCAGCUUUAGUUUUCUUGCCUCUCGUGCCCGUCUCCAACCUGGAGACUUCAAGAAGUACAACCCCAUGGUGUGGUGGGUGCCGCAGAGGCUUGGCCUCUCCUGCCCUCCCGCCCCCCGCCCCCGGGGGUGCUGGCAGGACUGUGGAGUUUUCUAAGGAGCCGGAAACACCAGGGAGUCCCUCUCAGGGGAAGAGAGAGCUUCCAGGAGGUGGAGCAGCCCCAUGGCAGAAGCCACCUCCAUUUGCCUGGGAGCCCGGGUGGGCGGUGCUGAGUAAGCCAAGCACCCAGCCUGGGUCCCUCUGCACCUCCUCCCGCCCCGCCAGCCCCAAAGGCCCGUGCCCCGCCUGCUGCAGCAGGGACCCUCGGGUGCGGCCACUUGAGCGAGCAGUGGAGCGUGAGCGUGGGCUAAGGGUGGCCUGAGGGGUCCCCUGGAUUGCAGACCAUUCUUGCCGAGGACCCCUGAGCUGCCUUCCGGUGGGAGCAGACGGGGCCAGGCACUGCUGACGUAGAGGGUCUGCUGUGUGCAGACAGCGGGAAGCUGCUCGGAAGAGGAGGGGAGGCAGGGGUGCUGAGCUGAGCCUUGCAGCUCUUCCUCUGGGGCCGGGGCCUGUUUAUACCCAGGGGCUGCCCAGUGGGGAGGCUGGGCACCUGGCCUGCUCGUUGUGGCCAGCGGGGCCUCUCUGUGGUUGCGUGCAUGCACUUCUAUGGGAGAACAGGUGGUCGUGUCCCUGGUCGAGGUAUUUGAAAAGGGGAGAAGAGGCUGAAGUGGCUCAUAUCUACCUAGUAUUGGAAACUAUUUGACCAUCUUGGCUGAUUUCUUUUUGCAGAACUACUGUAUGUCUGUUCACUACCUUUCCAGAUGGGUUGUUUUUGUCUUUAUUCUUUUUGCAUGUAUUAAAAAGUUUUAGUUUCUUUGCAGACAAGGUCUAGGUGAGGGGUCAGAGAUCAGGACUGAACUGGGCAGGAGCCUCUGUGUCCUCAUGGCUGGCCCUGACUUUCAGCGUUGCUGGGACCACUUGCCGGUCACGUCACCGCUCUGCCUCAGUCUCCCCAUCUGCAAAUGGGAGAAGAAUACUUGCCUACCUACCUCACAGGGGUGUUGUGAGGAUUCAUUUGUGACUUUUUUUUGUACAGAGCUUUUGAGCAUUAAAAACAGCUAAAUGUGAA
Messenger RNA from Myotis daubentonii (Daubenton's bat), 4674 nucleotides. It is a transcript of the gene PALD1, whose product is annotated as phosphatase domain containing paladin 1. The record is from RefSeq and is a predicted model, not a curated record. Lineage: Eukaryota; Metazoa; Chordata; Mammalia; Chiroptera; Vespertilionidae.